AGGUUUUAGUGCUGUUGAUUUUAUCUAUUUAGAUUAUAUUUUUAAUUUCUAGGAGCAGUACUUUCCUUUAGCAAAAACUUUAUAGCAGAUAGAUUAAAAAGGGUCGAAGACGGCAGUCCGUGAUUGAUGCAAUCAUGCAAAUGUGGGCGUUAGGAAAGGUGUGCGAUGAUACGGUGAAAUUACGAAUUCCUGCUGAUUCACGAUGAGUUCGUAUACGUACUGAUUGUGUUUGUUGUGUUUAUUCCGUCUCUGAUUUGAAUCCGUAAAUCGUGUAAAAUCCGCCAUCAUUGUGUGGGACGCUGAGUUGACUUGUUUAUAUUUCACGCAGACCAGGACCAAGUGAGUCCUCUUCGACUAGUCGCGGCCGUCAUGUCGGCUGAGAAGACCACCAAGGUCCUGCCAGAGAACCCCGACUCCUCCCGCCACCCCUCGGUGCGCCCGUCCCCCGCGCGGCCCCUCAACAUGGAAACGGACGCGGAGCCGCGUCCGCGCACUUCCGCCGUGCCCCUGCACAGCCAGGUCUCCUCCACUUCCGACCCCGCCCGCCGCGUCGACAUGUACAACCGCUUCCUGGCCUACCCGGUGGACGCGGAGGCCGACGCCUGGUUCGCCGAGACCAAGGCCAACCUGGCCAAGUGUCUGCUGGAGGCGGAUUACCGGCCGGGACUCUUCUUCUGGACGACGCGGCUGGAGGCCUAUGUGGCGCUGUACGGGCGCCGUUUCAGUAAGGCCGACCAUGUGCUGCUGGUGGAGAUGUAUUUGGCGCUGCUGCUGGACCCCGACAUGGAGCCCAGUCUCGUCUCGCGCUUCGCCAAGGUGGUUGCGCUCCUCCUGAGGAAGCUGGAGCUCCUCAAGCCCGAGGACCUCACCAUUGAGUGGCGCCCGCUGUACAAGCUCUUCCAGCGCGUUCAUCCUUCCACUGAUCAGCUUCAUGGCGUUUUUUACUGGCCGGAGAAACUGGACGAUAAGCUGCGGGAGCUGAUCGGGUUCUGCCGGUAUUACUUCCCACUGUCAGCCACUCAGGAGAUGCUGGACGAAUUUCGCCCGAUGCUGUGCCCCUUCGACGAUCAGAUGAGCACGGCCAUGGACUACCUCUCCAUGUUUCUGCCCACUAUGCUCAAGCCCCACCAAGCCCAGUACGGCUACGAGUUGUGGCUAGAGGAAUUCCUCAAUAUCUGGCUGGCCUUCCACGGCGUUCCCGCCUGGGAGAUGUCCAUGCUACAGUUGUUUUCGCGAGCUGCUGCCGAGAACAUCGGCUACAUCCAGUGGGAGAAAUAUGUGGCGGCCAUCUUUACUAAAUUCCUGCGCACCUUGGAACUGCCGGUGGGAAAAAAGCAGCUGCAGCUGGUCUACUCCAACGACUCGUUUGAUGAAUCCUCCGCCGUUCUGUGGCCGGUGGCUAUGAUCCACAACGAAAAGUGCCUUCAGGCGCUGGAAGUGCUUUUCCGCUCCGUGGAGUCAUAUUUUCACCCUUCCAACUAUGGCAACUGGACCGAUAAGCUCAGCCAGACCCUCAUGUUCCUUCCCAUGGGCAUGGUGGCCCGACUCCAGCUCGAGCGCUUCCGUCCCAAAGACUGGAUGCCGGAGAUCCCCCCGGAAGCCUGUCUAUCCGACGACACCGUCCGCCGCUUUGUGCGCGCCUUCAAACCGCUGGCGCUGCUCAAUCUCUUUAACAAGUCCGCUCCUGAGGAAGCGGCUAUCGCCAUUCAGCAACUGGCGCUUUUGGCACCUGAAGAGAUCUUCCCUGAUUUACUGGAUAAAUUCUAUUCCUCGGUGGAGAACAUGGUGGAACCCCUGCGCUUUCAGGCCAUCGUGGCGGCACUGUCAGCUUCAUUGCCGUUUCUCUUCAACUACAAGGACGGUCGGAAGCACGUGGUGCCGCUGAUGCUUGCACUGCUCCCAGGCAUUGACUCCAACGAUGUACGCAAGACGGUGAGCACGCUGGGCUUUUUUUCCACCAUCGCCACCAUGAUUCCGCUGCGCCCAUGCUACGACCAAGCGGAUUCUGCGCAGGUGACUAGCGACGAUCGUGAAGUGUGCGGCCAGACGGCGGAAUUUGAGAACAUCCUGCUGCAGCUGUUGGACAAAUGUCUGGCCAUGCUGGACAAUUUCGCGGUGGAGCCGGGGGCGCGGACAGAUCAUAUGAAGGGAGUGGGACUGGAGGCUAACAUGGAGGAGAAGAUCGUGAAGAUGCGGAUGGAGAUGCUGUGGUUUGCCAUUUUGACGCAGGUCGACGACAACACAGCGCAGUUAUUGGCUGAUAAACUGUACUCAGCCGCGUCAUCCCGAAUCUAUCCGGUGCAACAGUUGGGUGCCUCGCUCGUCAGCUACAUGUGCACCGUGGUGAUGCGCCUGCGACCGGAAAUCGGCAAAACCCGGCUUCUGCACGCAUGUAUCCGUCUGCUGGAGAUUCGCCUGGCGGAGCGGGACAACGUGAUGGACUUAACCAAUCUGGACGAUGAGCUGUUGUGGUCAUUGAAACUGGUCGGCGAUGUUGUGGCCAGCUCCGGAAAGCACGUGCUGGACUAUGUAGACCGCAUCCGCAGCAUUUUGCGACAGACGCUGAUGAUGAAGUGCAACAGCGGCCAUCGUUACGCCUGCAUCAUCGCCCGCGCCGUCCUCAUCACCCUCCUCCGCACGUAUCCCAUCAAUUACUACGAAGCUCCAGAGAAAAUCUUCCCGGAUUUCCCCGCGAAACUGUCGACGUUGGAUCUGUGGGGAAAGCGCGUGCAGCCGGAAGAUGUGCAUGUGCAGUGGUAUGUUCCCGAAGCGCAAACCGUUGCCGUCUGUGCCGGCUUCUUUCAGGAGUUUGCGUCGGAGGCUUUGGAUUUGCUGAAUCAGUACGCCAGUGGCGGUGUCAGCCUGGAGGACAAGAAGAUCCAAAAAUGCUUGCAUGUGCUAGAAGCCACACUAGUCGGGGUGAUCUCCCACUGCGGCUUCGAUUUCGAUGAAAUGGUGGCGCUGCCGGGCUAUGAUUUGACGUAUCCGCAGGAGGAUUUGCCCAAGAUCAGCGGGACAAAACAAGAAGAAAUACUGCUGAACGGGCAGCCUGUGCGGAAAGUCCUGGCGGAGACGCUGCAACGCGUAGUGGAGCGCGUACUAAUGGGGCAUCAGGACGAGACUAAAUCCCUCAAGAGCGUUCUCGUACUCUACAAAAUUAUCCUGUUGUCCCGCGGUCCUUCGCCCGAAGACGUGAUGUUGUUGGGAGGAACGCUGUCGACGAUAAAAAAUGAACUGCAGAACCGCUUGUCACUCAAGAAAUCCCGUUUCCGAAUGCUGUACAUCGAAAAGGCCCGCAUGCAGCAUGAGCUACGCGGUGUGUACCAGCGCGCCAGCCGCAUGACGGCAACGCGAGUGGCCAUUCUCAAAGUCAUUGUCCGUUUGGCGGUGUCGCGCUACAAGGAAGUGCGGAGUAAUGCGCAGACCCUGUUCGCCGAAGUUACCGGCCAACUGAAUCUGGCUUAUCGCUACGUUCUGCCUGAUAUUUUGCAUUAUCUGGCGGACUCCAAGAGCAAGACUGAUGACAACGAUGCUCAACUUAAAGGAUGCUUGUACCUCAUACUCGGCAGUAAAAAUUUAUCGCUCCUUCUCAAACACGACUGGGACACCAUUCGCCGCGUCGUUCCCGCCGUUGUGGAGGCGCAGCACUCAGAGAAUGCCACGGUGUCGUUGCUGUUUGAUGCGUUGAGCGAGAAAGUGGAGACCAUGUUCAUCACCACGGGACUGGUCAUCAAGCCCGCGGUAGACGUAGCGGUCAAGGUGGCCACAGAGAUGCUGGGUCUGGAGAUAGUCUUCGAGCAGGCGCUGAAGAUCGGCCAGCAGAAACUGGAGGUGAAGAACGCCAACAACCUCCGCCUGUACGUGGAGUUGGUUGAACAUCUGGUGCAACUACUGAACGCACCGCAAAUCCGACUAAAAAACUUCCUCAUCGGCCAGGUUUUUCUUAGUUAUUUCAUUCGAAAUGACGUCUUGCCGCCGUUGCGAUUGGUACAGUUCACCCUGGAGCAUCUCCUUGAUUCCAACGAUAAAGCCCGUCGCACGAGCCUCCUCAUGAUGAUAUCCAUAAUGCGGGCACUGAAACCGCCUCGCAAGAAGAUCCGCAUUGAACCCUGCCAUGAUCUGAACAACCGGCCGCUGCCCCUCCCCACCACUAUCGGGAUUCGCGAGGAUAAUCUGUGGGUGUGCGUGGACGAAACGCGUAUUCCCACAGCGGAAGCGGAUUACGACAACACGGUGUUUAUCGACAAAAUCUGGCCUGGUUAUUACGGCUGGCCCAAGAGCGGGCUGAUGGUAUCGGCGCCAGCCGCCCAGCAGAGCAGCUGGCAGCGCACCCGUGAUCAGAUGAAGGACGUUGAGCUGCUGAUUUUGGAUAAACUGACUGAUGAGCAGUGGGUGGCGGCAUUGAUCAAGUUCCUCGCGGCGGAAGAUUUCGCGCACGCUGAAUUUGAUCAGGAGCACUUUAUGAUGUUUCGCGGCUGGUUCCGCCAUUUCAACAAGGCGGUUGUGCCGCUGUUUUUACAGCAUUUGCAACAGUUGGUCAAAAGUCGUGAAGAGCACAGUCAGCGCGCGGCGGCGGAGAUCAUGACGGCCCUCAUCCGCGGGUCGAAACGCUGGCCCUACCGAAUGGUCUCCAAGCUGUGGGCCGAUUUGGCUCCGCUCAUCCAAACCGCGCUGAACAAUAUUUCUGGAGAGACAUUGCCCGAUUGGAUUGCCUUCGGCACCAACUCCAUCGGAUAUGGUGAUAUGCGACAAAUCUACCCGUUGUUGCGUUCCGUCCUCAUCCUUUCUCCGACAGAUACGGGCUUUCAGACCAGCUCCAAACUGGCGGUAAUCCAUGGCAUCUUUGAGUGCUCGGACUGGCGCCGGCGGAAUCUGCACUACAUGGUGCUGGAGAUGCUGGAGAGCCGCUUAACAGACAGUUACCGCGACCAUGUGGCUUAUCUGUUGUCGGUGGCCUUCCGGCACGACAUCAACCUGCCCCACAUGGACACUCGGCAAGACCAGGGCCCAAAGGCCACCGAUUUCUUCAAUAAGUACUUUGCGACGUGCUUGAGUCUGCUUGAAGAUGAAGGUCACACAACGCUGCAGACGCUAAUCCUUUUCAAGACCAUCGUCAAAGCCAUUGUCACUCAUGUCUCAUCGUUGGCUACUCUGCGCCCCGAUGUUCUGCGAUAUUACCCGUUGUUGUGCCGUUUUGAGAACGAUACCCGUGACGCGGAUCUGGCCAAGGACUGCAUAUCCGCCCUGACGUGCUUCUCACAGGUCUUUCUCUCGGAGAACGCCAUCCCGCGACUGCUGAGCGAGGUGCACGCGGUCGUGACCAAACCAGAUAUCCCGUGGCGCGCCCGCGUAGUGGCGUUAGACAAUCUGCAAGUAUGCAUCUUCAACAACCUCCUCACCAUCCUGGAGCGGCCGCUGUGGAUCCAGGACAUCGCCGCUCUGGUGCGGCAGCGUCUGCUCGACGAACAAGUGGAGGUGCGGCAGAUGGCGGCGGUAACGCUGACGGGGCUGUUCCAGUGCCAAUUCCUGCCGAUGAGCCCGGAGGAGCUGGGGGUGUUCCAGCAGUGGGCUAAUCUCCAGUUGCCACGCGGCGCAGAUAAGACCAGUCCGGAAUAUCUACAGACGCUGAUCCGGCGGCAUGCAGGCGUCCUGGGCCUGUCGGCCUGCAUCGCUGCCCAUCCCUACGAUGUGCCGGCCUUCGUGCCCAAUGUGCUUAUGGCGCUGGGUGAGCACAUCAACGAUCCGCUGCCCAUCAGCCAGACGGUGCGCGCCACCUUCGGGGAAUUUCGGCGGACACAUCAUGAUUCGUGGCGGGAGCACAAGGAAAAGUUUUCCGAUGACCAGCUGGCUAUCCUAACCGAUCUGCUUGUUUCGCCCAAUUACUAUGCUUGAAGUCGUGUGACGCUGUUGGGAAAGUCGGGACAACCUUGAUGUCUGCGGGAUAAUCGUUGAGGAGAGCGCUGCAGAGUAGCUGCUCUGCUUGCACUUUUUAUUUGUUUGUUUGUUGAUGCUUAGCCUUGCGCGCGAACGAUUGAUCCUUGAUUAUCAUUCUAUAUUCAGAGUGUUAUCGUUUUGUUAGAAUUCUUAUUUAUUUAUUCUUUACAUCGGUCUACGUCUGCCAUUGAUGCUGCAUAAAUUUGAAGUCAGUUUUACGGUGUUUUGUACUUUGCACUGUUGACGUUUAAGGGUAACUAGUCUAUCAGUCCAACAAAUUUAUUAUCGAUCAAAUCGAAACCGGCAGUGCUGACAUGAGUGCACUGGUGUCUGUGCCGAUGUGCGCCACACUACGCGGAAUGUUGAGAUUACAGCGGUUGUUUUGAUAACAUGGGUGCCGAGA
Molecule: messenger RNA, 6337 nt
Organism: Paramacrobiotus metropolitanus
Lineage: Eukaryota; Metazoa; Tardigrada; Eutardigrada; Parachela; Macrobiotidae
Product: proteasome activator complex subunit 4A-like
Exons: 11
Coding region: 370-5892 (1840 amino acids)
Biological process (GO): proteasomal ubiquitin-independent protein catabolic process
Cellular component (GO): nucleus; cytosol
Molecular function (GO): proteasome binding; peptidase activator activity
Source: RefSeq, a predicted model, not a curated record